AUGUCACGGAAAACAGCAAGCUGCCAGAGCUCUCGGUUGCCUGUAGUAACUGUCGCAACCGCAAACUGCGCUGCUCCAGGGAAACACCCGCAUGUCAACACUGCCGCAAAACUGACGAGGCUCACAUGUCCGCCGCUAGAUCGCCUGGAAGAUUUUGUUCUCGACCGACUGGGAGACGAUACGCCAGACGAGUCCAAUCGACAAACACAGCCGGGUGCAGACGAGUCUACGGCAAGUUCUGUUCUGUCUGCACUGGCACGGGAACUUCAGAGAUUCAGCGACAAGCCGGCGACCGGGGCCGCUGAUCGCCCAGCUAAACGACAACGGUUGGACGACCGCAUCGGCCCUUCUCAUUCUUCGCCGCCGGAUGUUGAUCGCCGUUUAGUACUUGAUUUUCUCAAUCCGAACACGAUUGAAGAUGUUUUGCAGACAUACUUCAAGCAUAUACAUCCUUGGAUUCCUCUCGUACACGAGACCAGCUUGCGUCGGCGACUUCUCAACACAAAACACAGAUCAAAGCUUGACGUCUUGGUGCGAGCCAUGAUAUUAGUAUCGGGGAGAUAUAUACAGCGGCACGAGGCCGUAUCCGACAUCUCCCUGGCUAAUCUGACUACCGAGCAGGCCAGGAGUCUGAUUGUUUCGACUUCGAUGGAUUGCUUAAGCGUUGAAAAUCUCCAGGCACUCCCUUCAGAUUGGAAAUGGGCGGGGGUAAAGGCAUGGUCCCUAGUCGGAUCACUGACUCGGACUGUCGAAUAUUUGAAACUAACAGUCGAAGACGAGGAGUGCCGAGGUCAGAGCUGGGUCGAGGCAGAGGAGCGACGCCGUGUGUUCUGGAACGUGUUCAACUUCGACCGGUUUUGCUCCGUGGCAAUGGGCUGGAACACUAGCCUCACCUCGGACGAUGUGCACCGUCGUCUUCCUUGCGAUGGAGUCUAUUGGAGAAGAGAUAAACCCAAUGUUACAGCCUUUUUUGGCAUCUGGGACAAGUCAGCAGGGCGGAUGGGGAAUCCCAUCGCCUUUCCUCCGGCCCAUUACGUGUCUCCGCAAGGUACGGUGACCAAUGGCGCCCCUGAACAGAGUCCGAACGACGCCAGCGGCUCUGUUUCAUCGCCGGAAGAUCCCCUGAUGGAGGCUGUUGGGGCUUUCGCCUACCGCAUCGAAGCAACCGAGUCGCUGAGCCGAGUAAUGACUUACUUCCUACAGCAAAAGGUCGACAUGCACCAUCCAGAAAACGUCACCAGCUGGCUCACACGGUUCAAGGAACUCGACCUGCGCCUUGUUCACUGGAAGAUGCUCCUUCCAAAGAAGUGGAAAGCCGCCAACCCUACCAACACCACUGUCAGACCCCACGACACGGCCAAUCGGAACGGCCUACCUAGUGGCAGUGGAGAAGCAACGGAACUAGAGGUCGAUGCCAAACGCCAAACAGUAGUGAUGGACCCAAAUCUCACACUGGCACACAUCACUCACAAUGCUUCCAUGAUUCUCUUACAUCAACCUAUCGCGUUUCCACCCCACGACUGGACUUUCCGCAGCCGCCUGCCCAGCAGUUGCUCUGCAGAGACCUGUCAGCAGGCGGCUGUUGAAAUUGCCACUAUCACUGAACAAUACCUUAAAGUGUCUCCGGCAACGUUCCCUGUCUAUCCCCAGUUUUCAUUCUGCGUCUAUGUGGCAGCCCGACUCCUACUAGCCUACGGAACCUACUACGGUGGAGAAAGCACUGCUCUGUACUCCAGAUCGGAUGUUGAUGACAGGUUCUGGACGCUAGUCCGAAGCCUAGAUGAAAUGUCGCGUCGAUGGAACGGGAACGUGGUGGUGCCAGAGGCCACGACUUUGACCGAGGAUCUGGCGGCAAAAUACGCGUUAAAACUGAGAGAGAUGAACGAUAUGUGCAUGCAGGGCUUGGGCUACAGAAUAAGUGUCUUGGAUUACACGCAAGAUAUCGACCAUUGCAGCAGUAAGACCGACCCUAUUGCAGGAGAUCCAGUUCCUGUGUCAACUCCAAAUGGCUUGACUCAGCAACCAUAUCAACACCUGCAGGCACAGCCAGCGCACAACUUUCAAGGUGGUGGAAGGCCCGCGGAGAGCCAGCCAAAUGGUGACCCCAUCAAUGCGGCACCGGCCAUGGCGUUACCCUGGCCUUCAUCCCCACUACAGCUCCCUAGAAAUCCUAACGACCACCAUCAGACAAUGCACGGGAAAGAAACGUACUCUCCAGGGAGAGAUCAAGCGCCCUGCGACCUGAGUCCUAUUUCACAGGUGUUGCUGGGCCAUCAAUUUAUGGAUUUGGACCGGAUCAUCAGUUUCGACAACGGAAUGUUCAGUGCCAAUCUGGACCAAUCUUGGUGA
Penicillium canescens is the source of this 2349-nucleotide messenger RNA. RefSeq names its product fungal specific transcription factor domain-containing protein. Bases 1 to 2349 code for a protein of 782 amino acids. The record is from RefSeq and is a predicted model, not a curated record. The transcript is spliced from 4 exons. Gene Ontology annotation, molecular function: DNA binding; zinc ion binding. Gene Ontology annotation, biological process: DNA-templated transcription. Gene Ontology annotation, cellular component: nucleus. NCBI's taxonomy places the organism in Eukaryota, Fungi, Ascomycota, Eurotiomycetes, Eurotiales, Aspergillaceae.